AUGAACUCCCCACUACCAGAUGCGAGUACGCUGGAGGCUGGGAUCCUGGAAGACGAGCGACCAUCCCGACUCUCGCGCGUCCAAGGCAAUGUACGGAAUCUACUCAGAGCAUCUAUCUUUGGGUCUGUCGCCAGCUCGCCAACAACACCAACGCAUCGACAACUUGCCAAUCAGGAAGGACGAACAGAGUCACUGCACUCACCCAUUCGCUAUGAGGUGCAUCGAGGACAAGUCUUGCCGAGCCCCUCGAACUCGGGCAUGUUAUCGGUGCAUGACGAGACGGUCGUCGCAGAUCCUCCAGCAGCAGGUCUGCAGCGAUUGCAGCAGAUGAAUCACCAAUCAACACUUUUCAACACAAGAGCAGUGGCCGCCAUCAAUCAUCCAGACCUCAGUGACCCAUCGAUGGAAAGUCUAACCCUACAAAAGACGCGGUCAAGACAACAACAUAGCCGGAAGCGGGCGAAGCACAGACGCAUAGCACGAAAGGCUGCGUGCUCAAGAGCUUUGCUGUGCGUGCUGGCCGCAGUCUUGUUAGCUGGGUUAGUUGCAACCUACGUCUCAAUCGCCACCACAGCAUCUGGAAUCAGCACAACUUUCCACGUCCUAUUUAUUCUGGCAAUUCUGCUAGCUACGAUCGUAUUCGCACAUGCCGCUCUGCGACUUUGUCUAGCUGCCAGGAGUCGAUCAAGAGAUGUGCCUACAUUCGUCUCGGUCUCCAGGCACGGACAAAGACGCCGACAGCAUGGUCCACGGCAUCUACAAAUUCAUCCUUUGCCGAAGCUUACGACCGAUGCAAGAGGAGCUUUUAUGCCACCCACACCUAUCCAGGUGCACGUUAUAGCCGAUGACGUGCUAGCAGACGAGAAUGUUGCUCAACCCACCACAGGAGCAGAUCACUCGUCUCAUCUUUGGGAUAAAGAAGUUGAUACCAUUCCGAAUCCUCCGCCUGCGUAUGGUCGCUGGAGGGGCAGUGUGCGCGCGGAUCCCGAUCUCCUGCACUGGGUGCCGUCUCCAACGAGUUCGGAUCGAGAGGUGAUGCCUUCGCCGACCUAUGAGGAGGGGUCCCCACCGAGCUACAUGACGCGAGAGAGUCCGGCAAGACAGAGAGAGCUACAGGAAGCGCGAGCUGGGAUCGCGCGUUCAGUAAUUGCGGAGCCGGAGAUGUUGGAGGUCAGGAAUGGUCCGCCGCUACCAGAGGUUGGUCAGGCGUUUUAG
Ramularia collo-cygni is the source of this 1215-nucleotide messenger RNA. RefSeq lists its product as uncharacterized. Lineage: Eukaryota; Fungi; Ascomycota; Dothideomycetes; Mycosphaerellales; Mycosphaerellaceae. Bases 1 to 1215 code for a protein of 404 amino acids. The transcript is spliced from 2 exons. The record is from RefSeq and is a predicted model, not a curated record.